This is a messenger RNA of Ectocarpus sp. CCAP 1310/34, 843 nucleotides long. The record is from the annotation of a GenBank genome assembly. Lineage: Eukaryota; Phaeophyceae; Ectocarpales; Ectocarpaceae.
AUGGAUACUGCCACUAGCAAGGACGACGAGCCCUGCGCUUUCGCGAAGCUGUGGGGCCAGCUGGACGGCGCGCCGUUCCACACAUAUGUUACCCAGCUCCCAUCAACCCUGGGCCGCGGAUCUCAAGCAACAGAGGGAGCGCGCAAGAGCGCGGGGUUCAUCGACCUGGGUCGCUCGAAGGCUCUGUCGAGAGAGCAUGCCGUCAUCACGUGGGUACCUUCACAGAAGUCGUACCAGAUCAAGUGCAUGAGCAAGAACGGCAUGGUGGUCGCCGGGAGCUAUCACGCGAAGGGCGGUGUCGAGAAACUCGAGUCGCGCGCUCCGAUCAAGCUCGGGCCAGCGUCCAUGUACUUCCUGCUGCCGGAGAGAGAGGCACAGAAGCCGGCACCGGCGCCUGCCCCAGCUGCCGCGGCCCCGCGAGUGACCCCGCCCCCCGCGGCAUCGACCCCACAGGGGAAGCCCCUCGACAGUCGGCCAGCUCCCCCGUCGUCACAAGGGCUGCCACCAGAAAACAGCGUAACGACUGCUGUGGUGGCCCCUUCGGCUACGACGGUAGCGGCGGCGGCGGCGGUCGCAAAUCCAGCCGUGCCGGCGCCAGCUCCGGCGACGGUUUCGUUCGGCGACAUGGUUUGCCAGGCGUUCAGGAGUCGGGAGCUUUCGGCGGUUGCGGCGGCGUCAGGGGGGCUCUCUAGCGGAGACGUGCAAAACUGGAUCAUGCAAGCGUACCCGGAGUGGAACAAGGAGGGCCCCAGAAUGAAGGCUCUAGCCGUGGGGAUCGAGGAGGCCUUGAACGAGAGCUUUGUGUCGAGAGGGGGAGGUGAGCAGCCGAGGCCUGACCCUUGA